GAAGCAUUCAAGAAUAGCAAGGAGGCUGCUAAUCAUGAGGAUCAGGAAGAGACGAUGGAGGAUGACGAUAAUGAACCUGACGCUGGAAGUCCUGUCAUUCCAAUUCCACAGUCCACAUCUUCAACAGCAAAAACUUCAUCAAGACCCACUCAAACAUUAUCCACGCCAGUACAAUCAUCGUCUGCACCAGCACAAUCAUCAUCCAGAUCCACACCUACACAAUUCAAAUCAACACCUGCACAAUCCUCAUUCACAUAUGCACAAUUCACAACACCUGCUCAAUUCAUGUCAUCAACACCUUUCCUAUCAGCUCCAGUAGUGAGUUCUCCAUCACCCCACAUCACGUCCCUGGUUUUAGUCUUAUAUCAUCAUGUUCACCUGGAAAACUAAUAAGCAUUGUGAAUCAGAAGUUUGGGAAUACAUCAAGGUACCUAGGUGACGGCUGGAAAGAGGUCUUUCUUUCAUGUACCCAUUUAAAUACCCUUCAGAUCACUUUGCUUUUACACAUUUUGGGAACUCUACAUGGUGAAGUAAGUCAUAGUGUGGUUAUUGUAGGUUUAAUCUUGUGAAAACGAAAAUAAUCAGUAUGUCACAAGCGUUGGGCAAAGAAAGAAAUGAGUCCCCAACAGGAAUCGACCUAUGACCUCCCAAACACCAGGUGGGUGCUCUAUCCACUUGAGCUACGGAGAACUCAUUGAGAGCAAGGCCACUUACUAGGUUCAUAUUUGACACGUGUCCUGCAUACUGCAACGAUCAGCAAUGUCGACGUCGCACUGUGUGGUGAAAGAAAUGAAAGAUGGUAAAUUUUAAGCUCGGUGAAACAAAUGUGUAAAUGAAAAUUACUAAUCAGCAUGUUACGAGUGUGGGGAAAAGAAAAAAUCUGAGUCCCCGACGGGAUAGAACCUAUGACCUCCCAAAAACCGGGUGGGCGCUCUAUCCACUUGAUUUAGGGAGAACUCAUGUAGAGUGAGGCCAUAUACUAGGUUCAUAUUUUACACGCAUCCUGCAUACCUCUGGGAUCACCAAUGAGCAAGUUGCUGGAACCAACUAAAUUUUCAUUGUUUUGUUUCAGAAUGAUGUUGACGCAGUUGUAAAUGCUGAUAGGGCACGUGACAUCCUUGGGUGUAUGAUAAAACUGCCCUGGGAUGUCAACAAGAAUUUGUCUUCCCACAUUGCAGCUCAUUUACCUGUAAUGCAGUUGUCCAAAUUCCUUACCAGUGUGGAGCAACGGCACCUUCCUGAA
Molecule: messenger RNA, 1243 nt
Organism: Porites evermanni
Lineage: Eukaryota; Metazoa; Cnidaria; Anthozoa; Scleractinia; Poritidae
Source: the annotation of a GenBank genome assembly